Momordica charantia (bitter melon) is the source of this 801-nucleotide messenger RNA. The record is from RefSeq and is a predicted model, not a curated record. Lineage: Eukaryota; Viridiplantae; Streptophyta; Magnoliopsida; Cucurbitales; Cucurbitaceae.
AAAGUGAUACCGAACUCAUAGUUUCAAGUGUGCCAUAUUCAUACGCAGCCAAAAGAAUUCCUCUUUUGGUCUGGAAUCGGCUCAAAUCUCGUCUUCCUCCGUCGCGAUUGGGAGCGAGAAUAAUCGCGCGUCACUGCUGAAGGAACUUCUAGCUUGCUAUAAUGACGAUGACAUUGGAAGGUUAGCUGGUCUUGCGUUUAUGUUUUCAUCUAGCAUCUUGCUACAGAUUUUGGCUUGUGCACUAUACAACAAUUGGUGGCCUAUGUUAUCAGCUUUGAUGUAUGUUCUUGUUCCAAUGCCUUGUUUAUUUUUUGGAGGAGGGUCCACACAGUUUCUGAUUAGCCGAGAUGGUGGAGGAUGGAUAGGUGCUGCUAAAUUCUUGACAGGAGCUUCAACUGUGGGGAGUUUGGCAAUUCCUAUUAUCCUGAGGCAUGCUCAUAUGAUCGAUACCGGAGCCAUGUUCAUAGAGUUCGUUUCCUUCUUCAUUUUUGUUUGCACUGUCUUGUGCUUCCACCGUGUUAGCCUUGAAGAUGAUUGGUGAUCCCAAAUUCCAGAAGGAAAUUACAGUGAUGCAGAUCAUCGAUGAUGAUUAUAAAAACUUCCUGUUUUAGAUUUUGAUGUGUUAUCUUGAACAGUUGGUGCCCAACGUUGGCAUAACGAGAUGAAACUUGCACGGGGAAACCAAGUUUGGAGUUUCUCAUUUGUAAAUCAAUCCAAUGUAUGAUAAUAGAAGUUCUAUUUUUUUUUAUAAUUUAUUAUAUCGCGAAUAUUAUGGUGGAAAUUACAAGUUUGUAGAGGAAA